AGGAUAAGAGAGAGUAAGUAAACCAUAAACUCAUAAACCCAAAACAUGAGUUUGGUCACGAGUUUGCAACUCAUCCUCCCGCCACGGCCGAGAGGCACCACCUCCAAGUUCUUGUGUUCAUUGAAAAACUCAACACAACAAAUUCAAGAACUCUCUUCUUCUUCUUCUUCUUCUUCUUCUUCAAUCCCUCUCUUACCAAAACUAAUCUCUUUUGCUCUUGCUCUCUCUUUAACCUCUUCUUCUUCCCCUGCCUUAGCCAUUCCUUCUCUCUCCUCUUCUCAGCCACUCACCACUCCUUUCACCCAAUCCAAGUUCGUCCAGACCGGUCUUCUCAAUGGCAAAAUUAGGCCUUGCCCUUCUACGAACCCAGGAUGUGUAUCCACGAAUCCAACCUCAUCUUCCUUCUCAUUUCCAUUACCAAUACCUGAAACCGAUAAACAAAAUCCCAUUCAGAAAUUGAAAGAAGCAAUAGUGAGCACUCAGAAGAAUCCUAAGUUUGUGGUUCUUGAAGAUACCCCAUAUGGGAGAUAUUUGGUGGCAGAGGUAGAAGGAGGAGGAUUUAGCAGAGAUGUGAUGGAGUUUUUGGUGAAGGAAGAUGUGGUUGCUUACAGGUGUAUGGCCACUAAGGUUACCUUUGUUUAUCCUUUCACUACUGCUUUUGGAGAUUCCAAGGGACAAGAAGAGAGGAUGAAGAAGCUUAUUGACCAGCUCGGUUGGUAUGCUCCUACUUUUGAAUCCAUGGAGUAAAUAGAAUAUGUUCUGCAAGUAAUGUUUUUUUGUUUUGUUUCCAUAGCCUUACAACUCACUACUUGAGAGACAUUAAUAUGAGUUUGUUUGUUUGUUUUGUCCUUUUGAGAAAAUCAAAGAAAGCUUGUUCAA
Molecule: messenger RNA, 879 nt
Organism: Camelina sativa (false flax)
Lineage: Eukaryota; Viridiplantae; Streptophyta; Magnoliopsida; Brassicales; Brassicaceae
Product: thylakoid lumenal 17.9 kDa protein, chloroplastic
Cellular component (GO): chloroplast thylakoid lumen
Source: RefSeq, a predicted model, not a curated record